Molecule: messenger RNA, 447 nt
Organism: Pediculus humanus corporis (human body louse)
Lineage: Eukaryota; Metazoa; Arthropoda; Insecta; Psocodea; Pediculidae
Product: glutathione S-transferase alpha-4, putative
Exons: 3
Coding region: 1-447 (148 amino acids)
Biological process (GO): glutathione metabolic process
Molecular function (GO): glutathione transferase activity
Source: RefSeq, a predicted model, not a curated record
AUGGCGCCUAAAUACAAGCUUACAUAUUUUAACUUCACUGGUUUAGGAGAGCCUAUUCGUUACAUGUUGGCUUACGGUAAUCAAGAUUUCGAAGACAACCGGAUCGAAAUGGCCGAUUGGCCAAAAUUGAAACCAAACUAUUCGGCCUACUUCAGAGAACCAACCGAAGAGGGUAAAGCUAAAAAAUUAGAAGACGUAAGAAACGUUCACAAUCCAAAUUUUCUUUCGAAAUUCGAAGAAAGAGUCAAAAAUAACGGCGGUCAUUUCGUUAACGGCCAACUUACUUGGGCAGAUCUUUAUUUCUCGGCUGUCGUUGACCUCAUGGUAAACGUAUUGAAAGAACCAAUUUUGGACAAAUAUCCAAACUUGAAAGCUCUCAAAGAGAAAGUUGAUUCUCUUCCCAGCAUCAAAGCUUAUCGUGAAAAGAGACCAAAAACACUUUUUUAA